AUGCUGGCUGUCUAUGAGGGUCUGUUGGAUUUCCGCACUGUGAACGUCCAACGACUACAGGGGCAUUCUGGAGCUGGUCACAACGCUUCCAACGUCCUAAGAAACCCAUUCCUAAUUCAUCAACCUCAUGUUCGCGAUAUUUUCGUGUGCCUGGGUCUACUCGUAACGCUUUUGAGGAUUGGCGAUUCGGCAGUAAAAUAA
Messenger RNA from Botrytis deweyae, 201 nucleotides. RefSeq lists its product as uncharacterized. The transcript has a single exon. Bases 1 to 201 code for a protein of 66 amino acids. Lineage: Eukaryota; Fungi; Ascomycota; Leotiomycetes; Helotiales; Sclerotiniaceae. The record is from RefSeq and is a predicted model, not a curated record.